Ilyonectria robusta is the source of this 3587-nucleotide messenger RNA. RefSeq lists its product as uncharacterized. Lineage: Eukaryota; Fungi; Ascomycota; Sordariomycetes; Hypocreales; Nectriaceae. Gene Ontology annotation, molecular function: SUMO activating enzyme activity. The record is from RefSeq and is a predicted model, not a curated record. Bases 350 to 3451 code for a protein of 1033 amino acids. Gene Ontology annotation, biological process: protein sumoylation. The transcript is spliced from 4 exons. Gene Ontology annotation, cellular component: cytoplasm; SUMO activating enzyme complex.
ACCUCAUCAACGGCUGCUGCCUCCUCAGCCGCCGACCUGCUCCAUCUUCUUGCUUCUCACUAAAUACUCCUCCUGCCCACGCAUCUCUCUCCUCUCGAAGCAUCGCAAGAGAGAACCAACUCCCCCUACUCACGACCCUGCGAUCUAUCCCUCCACCUCGCAGGCCCCUUCCUGUUUCCCUCACCGUCCUCGAAUCAGCUGCUUGGCGGGGUUGAGCUCUGCCUGGUGCUGGAUCGCCUCGACGACUUCGCACCGCACCACCUCCACGAUUCCCUCCCUAUCUGCGCCAGGCACGCUGGGGAAGCGAAAGCUCUCUGAAGGGGAGUCACCUAAAUCCCACAAGCGCAUUAUGGCUGAAUCUAAGCUGCCCGAGGUCGACCUCGCGACCCGGAUGCAGGUCGACGAGUCCGUCGUUGGACACACCGAGAUCGACGAGUCCCUCUAUAGCCGACAGCUCUAUGUCUUGGGCCACGAGGCCAUGAAGCGCAUGGGCGCUUCCAACGUCCUCAUCGUUGGUCUCAAGGGCCUCGGUGUUGAGGUCGCCAAGAACAUCGCCUUGGCUGGUGUCAAGAGCCUGACCCUCUACGACCCCGCCCCCGUCCAGCUGGCCGAUCUGUCGUCCCAGUUCUUCCUUAAGCCUGAGGAUGUCGGAAAGCCCAGAGACGAGGUCACUGCCCCCCGCGUGGCUGAGCUCAACGCGUACACUCCCGUCAAGGUCCACCAGUCCCCCGGGCUUGACGAGAACUACUCCCAGUUCGACAAGUACCAGAUCGUCGUCUUGACCAAUGUUCCUAUCGACUCGCAGAAGGCAAUCGCCGACUACUGCCACACCAAGGGCAUUUACGUUGUCAUCGCUGAUACCUUUGGUCUUUUCGGCUCUAUCUUCUGCGAUUUUGGCGAGAAGUUCACAAUCAUGGACCCCACCGGUGAAACCCCCCUGAGCGGAAUCGUUGCAGGAAUCGACGAGGAGGGUCUGGUAUCCGCUCUCGACGAGACCCGACACGGCCUGGAGGAUGGCGACUUUGUGACUUUCACCGAAGUCGAGGGCAUGGAGGCACUGAACGGCGCCGAGCCCCGGAAGAUUGUUGUCAAGGGCCCCUACACAUUCUCGAUUGGCGAUGUCACCGGUCUCGGCCAGUACACUCGUGGUGGCAUGUACCAGCAGGUCAAGAUGCCCAAGGUUGUCAACUUCAAGACUUUUACCACCGCCUUGAAGGAACCCGAGUUCUUGGUGUCUGAUUUUGCCAAGUUCGACCGACCUCAGCAGCUACACCUUGGUUUCCAGGCUCUCCACGCUUUCCAGCUUUCCAAAAAGCGACUCCCCUACCCCAUGGAUGAACAGGAUGCGACUAUCGUUCUCGGUGCCGCUAAGAAAUUCGCCGAGGACGAGGGCAUGGAAAUUGAGUUGGACGAGAAGUUGCUCAAGGAGCUGAGCUACCAAGCCAUGGGUGAUCUCAACCCGAUGGCUGCUUUCUUCGGUGGAGCUACCGCGCAGGAGAUUCUCAAGGCGGUUUCUGGAAAAUUCCAACCUAUUAACCAGUGGAUGUACUUCGAUUCCCUCGAGUCCUUGCCCACGUCUACGAAGCGAUCGGUUGAGCUGUGCAAGCCUAUCGGCAGCCGCUACGACGGACAGAUUGCCGUUUUCGGUACCGAGUAUCAGAACAAGAUUGCGAACCUGAAGCAAUUCCUCGUCGGUGCUGGCGCUAUCGGAUGUGAGAUGCUCAAGAACUGGGCCAUGAUUGGCCUCGGUACUGGUCCUGAGGGCAAGAUUUGGGUGACUGAUAUGGACUCCAUUGAGCGAAGCAACCUGAACCGACAGUUCCUUUUCCGUGCCGACGAUGUUGGUCACAUGAAGAGUGACUGCGCUGCCAAGGCUGUCCAGCGAAUGAACCCUGAGCUGGUUGGCCACAUUGAGACCUUUAAGGAGCGCGUCAGUCCUGAAACUGAGAACGUUUUCAACGAGGAUUUCUGGCAGAACUUGGAUGGUGUGACCAACGCUCUAGACAACGUCGAGGCACGAACAUACGUCGACCGACGAUGCGUCUUUUUCCGCAAACCCCUGCUCGAGAGCGGCACCCUCGGAACCAAGGGUAACACGCAGGUUGUACUCCCUCAUCUCACUGAGUCGUACUCCUCCUCCCAGGAUCCUCCUGAGAAGGAGUUCCCUAUGUGCACCAUCCGAAGUUUCCCCAACCGCAUUGAGCACACGAUUGCUUGGGCGAAGGAGUACAUGUUUGAGAGGUCUUUCGUCAAGGCUCCUCAGACUGUCAACCUGUACCUGACUCAGCCCAACUUCCUUGAGACGACGUUGAAGCAAGGCGGCAACCAGAAGGACACACUCGAGACGAUCCGAAACUACCUGACCACUGAGCGACCCCGAACCUUUGAGGAUUGUAUCGCUUGGGCUCGUAUGCUCUUCGAGACCGAGUUCGCCAACAAGAUCCAGCAGCUGCUUUACAACUUCCCCAAGGAUGUUGAGACCUCGACCGGCACCCCAUUCUGGUCAGGCCCCAAGCGUGCCCCCGACGCUCUCAAGUUCGACCCCAACAACGCCACCCACUUCGGUUUUGUCGUCGCGGCAGCUAACCUGCAUGCCUUCAACUACAACAUCAAGUCACCUGGUACCGACAGGGCUAUCUACCUGCGUGAGCUGGAGAAUGUUAUUGUGCCUGACUUCUCCCCCGACUCAAGCGUCAAGAUCCAGGCGGACGACAAGGAGCCUGACCCGAAUGCUAGCACCUUUGAUGACAACGACGAAUUGGACAAGCUCACUGCCAGCCUGCCUUCGCCUAACACUCUGUCUGGCUUCCAGCUGGUGCCUGUCGACUUUGAGAAGGAUGACGACUCGAACCACCACAUCGACUUCAUCACUGCUUGCAGCAACUUGAGAGCAGAGAACUACAAGAUUGAGGCUGCGGACCGACACAAGACUAAGUUCAUCGCUGGCAAGAUUAUCCCCGCCAUUGCCACCACGACUGCCCUGGUCACUGGCCUGGUGGUCCUCGAGCUGUACAAGGUCAUCGACGGCAAGACAGACGUCGAGCAGUACAAGAACGGGUUCAUUAACCUGGCUCUCCCCUUCUUCGGCUUCAGUGAGCCCAUUGCUAGCCCCAAAGUUGAGUACAAGGGACCCAACGGCAAGGUUACGCUUGACAAGAUCUGGGACCGAUUCGAGUUGGAGGAUGUGACGCUCCAGCAGCUCCUGGACAACUUCAAGGAGCGUGGCUUGACCAUCAGCAUGCUGAGCUCAGGUGUCAGCCUCUUGUAUGCGUCUUUCUUCCCUCCCGCCAAGCUGAAGGAGCGAUAUGCCCUCAAGCUUAGCGAGCUGGUUGAGAUGAUUUCCAAGAAGCCCAUUCCCUCGCAUCAGAAGGAGGUCAUCUUUGAGAUUGUGGCCGAGGAUCUGGAUGAGGAGGAUGUGGAAGUCCCUUACAUCAAGGUGAAGGUUGCGUGAAGCCGAGACAGGUGUACAGUGAGCAAGAAUAGAUGGUAACAGAGUGAAGAUCGCGGCCGAGGUGCACUAGAGCAGGGCCUGAACGCAUGAUGAUGCAUAAAGAUAGAUGAAUAUUACGCUCUGGCUAUUUGUUACG